This is a messenger RNA of Parastagonospora nodorum SN15, 1620 nucleotides long. RefSeq lists its product as hypothetical. The transcript has a single exon. Lineage: Eukaryota; Fungi; Ascomycota; Dothideomycetes; Pleosporales; Phaeosphaeriaceae. Bases 1 to 1620 code for a protein of 539 amino acids. The record is from RefSeq and is a predicted model, not a curated record. Gene Ontology annotation, molecular function: protein binding.
AUGGACAAACUACCCCAGGAGCUGAUCUGCCAGAUUUGCAGCAAUCUCUCUCCGAACGAUCUGUGCAACGCCUACUAUGUGUCGAGCAUGUUCCGUGACGCAGCGGAGGACUACGCCAAAAAGUACAAACAUGGUCGCGUCAAGUGCCCCGAGCACAAAGCCAACAUGGCAAACACUUAUCGCGGAUUUCGCCAUCGCUAUAUCGAACGCGUGAAAUUUUGUGUUGCUCCUCCACCGCCGAGCAAAAGUAACGAGUAUGGCUGCUGCCAAGUCAGUCGCGAUGAACAGCACAAGAGAAACGAGAUUUUCACCGCCCAAAUCCGAGACUUGUUUGCGACGCUCAAGACAAUGGAAGAUACCGCAGGCGGGAGGAACGUUGGAAAUUACGACCUCGUUAUCUGCAGUGUAGAGCGUCCCGAAAGCUCCUGCUUACACAACGAUCAUUCUGCAAGGCGAACCUGCUUGUUGGACCCCAAGAAACUUCCUGACAUCAAAUCUGUCCGCUCUCUGAAGUUUAACGACAACAGAGUAGGCAUCAAGUACGAUUAUAGGAUCCUAAUCGACCUCAUCGCUCAUCUACCAAACGCAAGUCAUCUGGAGUGCCAUAUGGGAGUGGAUGAAUGGACGCCCUGUUUCACCGACGAGCCAGCGAAUUGUUAUACCUGGGACUAUGAUGGUCCCCGGAGAGAUACCAGGCAUGGCUUCGCUAAUGCGCCAUUGUCCUCCAGCAGUCUCCAGCGGCUCGAAAGUGUUAAGCUGGACUUCUUUUGCCAGAAUGUCAUGACACAAGCCGACUACAUCCAUCAAUACAUGUCAUAUCCAAAUCUUGUCCGUCCUGCUUCACAGGAUCCUUUCAGCACUAGUCUUCGCAUUCUGUCUUAUCAUCUCCGCGAGCUUGAUCUGCGGAUCCAGGUAGACGAAAGCCUAUUCUGGCCUACCGACGGAUCGACGGCCACAUGGCCAUAUCUUCAAAAGGUCCGCGUCAUGUUCCACAUGGUGACGCCAUCUGGGACUUAUUACUUUGAGGGGCCCCGAGGCGAAGGUAGAGAGUUAAUGGGGCAUGAGAUUGGCUCUUCUGAAGAACACCCGGAGUAUCCUUCCGACGACGAAUGCGAUGUGUGUUGUACUGUCCGCGAGCACAGCCGCUCAUUCGGAGACUGGGUUUCUUUCCAGUUUCGCAUAUGCGCGAAUGAAGGCGUUCUGGUGCCCUUUUUAGCAAGCUUUGCUAAGGCUGCGUUUCACAUGCCAGCUUUGAAGCACGCUGUACUAUACUCUUUGCUUUCGUGGGACGUGGAUGGUGACGACGAUUACGUCGACCAAUUCCAUUAUUACGAGCCUCCCAAACGGUUUUUUCCCGACUCCAUGGCCUGGGGCUUUGAAUACUGUGCUCCUGGAAUAAUAUCUAUUUCAAUGACCAACUCGGACAUUGUAAAUCUGAAAGAACGGCGGAUUAGAUGGAGGGUCGGAGAGUGGCGUCCUGAUUCAGAAACUCAUAGCCUCUUCCAGAGAAUUGGCCUCCAGCAACAUGGGCCGGCGCUAGAGGAACAGUGGACAGACGAUGAAUUUGGGUCGGGUUUUGUUACACGUGACUAUUUUGAGAAUGAUUACGUUGACGAAUGA